AUCCAACUCCCGCCAACAACCAUGAACAGAGCGCUGCAAAAGGUCGUCGUAGUCGUUGGCACAACCGGCGCUGGCAAGACGAAGUUGUCGGUAGAACUGGCCAAGGCGUUCAAUGGAGAGAUUGUCAAUUCGGACGCGAUGCAGAUGUAUCGCGGCCUGGACAUCGCCACGGCAAAAGCGUCCGUGGAUGAGAUGCAAGGCAUCAAACACCACCUGCUCAGCUGCAUGGACCCUGUCGACGAGUGCACCGUGAUAGAAUACAAAGCCCAGGCCAUGGCGACUAUCCACGACAUCCUCUCCAGAGGAAAGGUUCCAGUUAUUGUCGGCGGUACGAUGUACUACACGCAAUCCAUUUUGUGGAAAGCUCAACUGAUCGAAGAAGCGGCCGGUGUCAAUGGCAACGACAACGCAGCCAUUCCUGCAGACGCAGACGCAGCGUACCAAGCUCUCGUGCAAAUUGACCCGGAGAUGGCCCAGCGAUUGCAUUCGAGGGACGUUCGACGGGUCCAGCGCAGCUUGGAGGUGUUUUACCAAACAGGAGUGAAACACAGCGAACUGAUUGCCAAGCAAGCUCACGAGAACGACGAGAUGUUGUUCGAUGCGUGCAUGUUGUGGGUGGAUUGCGAUCGAUCGGUGCUGGCACAGCGCUUGGAUGACCGAGUCGAUACGAUGGUUCAAGCUGGCUUGGUCCUGGAGAUCGAGGCUUUAAUGGACAACAUUCAGCACCACUUGGCGGCAUCUCCGAUUCCGCUUGGACAGAAAGGCAUUUCCCAAGCUAUUGGAUUCAAAGAGUUUCGGCCGUACCUGGAAGCAAGAGCCGCCGGUCACGACACGGCGACUGUGCUGGAGCAGUGCAUUGAGCAACUGAAAAUUGGCACUCGACAGUACGCCAAGCGACAGCUCACGUGGAUUCGAAAUCGCAUCGUGCCACGGAACAUACCAGUUUAUAAGCUCGACACGACGGAUGUCGCGCAAUGGCCAACAAAUGUGACGGCCCCAGCCAUGGCUAUCGUGUCGGCCUUUCUCAAGAACGAAUCUAUUGACGUUCCCGCAUGUGUUGCGUCGGUCGACGUCGACAGUGCCGACAAGAAGGUCAAGAAUCUAUGCGAGCCAUGCGGGAAUCGCGAGUUCGUCGGGCUAGCACAGUGGAACGAGCACUUGCGAUCCAAGGGUCACCGAUAUCACAUGAAGCGAUUGCGACUGCUUGAAACCGGUCAAUUGUUUGACCGGCCACCACCCAAGAAGCCCAAGGACAAGACAGAAGGCAUGGAGCCCAAAGAGAUGGGCGGUGCAUCUGCAACACGUAGUCCAUGAGGGAGAACGUUCAUGUGCCUACAUCUCUCGAUCUGCAUCAUGCACUCCUCGAACCGAAAAAUUGGUCAAUUUUGGUGCUUCAGGCCAUAACCAUUAGCAGAGCUGCUACUGGCAUAUCGCUGUACAAUUGUUGUUUCGAC
Messenger RNA from Aphanomyces invadans, 1454 nucleotides. RefSeq names its product tRNA dimethylallyltransferase. The transcript is spliced from 6 exons. The record is from RefSeq and is a predicted model, not a curated record. NCBI's taxonomy places the organism in Eukaryota, Oomycota, Saprolegniomycetes, Saprolegniales, Verrucalvaceae. Gene Ontology annotation, molecular function: tRNA dimethylallyltransferase activity. Gene Ontology annotation, biological process: tRNA modification. The coding region runs from base 22 to 1314 and encodes 430 amino acids. Gene Ontology annotation, cellular component: mitochondrion.